Molecule: messenger RNA, 907 nt
Organism: Selaginella moellendorffii
Lineage: Eukaryota; Viridiplantae; Streptophyta; Lycopodiopsida; Selaginellales; Selaginellaceae
Product: tetraspanin-3
Exons: 2
Coding region: 34-813 (259 amino acids)
Biological process (GO): auxin-activated signaling pathway
Cellular component (GO): plasma membrane; plasmodesma
Source: RefSeq, a predicted model, not a curated record
CCUCUUUCUCACCGCACUCUGUCCGGAUCAGCGAUGGCAAGGAGGAGAAUGAGCAAUAUGGCUAUGGCUGCCUUCAGUGGUAUCACGCUCCUCUGUGGGAUCGUGGUGCUGGGAACCGGGAUCUGGCUCUCCACCAAGCACAGCACCGAUUGCGUCCGCUUCCUCGAGUGGCCGAUCAUCGUCCUGGGCGUCGCCAUCACUCUAAUCUCUCUGGCGGGGAUUGCCGGCGCGCUGACGAUGAACGGUGCGCUGCUCGCAUUCUACACAAUCUUCAUGCUCAUGGCGAUCCUCACGCUCAUGGCAUUCGUCCUCUUCGCGUUCGUGGUGACCUCGGGCCAGAACGGGCAUGGAUUGGUGGGCAAAGUCUACAAGGAAUUCGAGUUCAAUGACUACUCCGACUGGCUCCGGAAUCGCGUCGAGGAUCGCAGGAGCUGGAGCCUCAUCACCCUCUGCCUCCGCGACGCCAAGACCUGCGACGACAUGGCGGAGAGUUACAACACCCUGGACAAGUUCAACAUGGCGGACCUCUCAGCGGUCGAGUCUGGAUGCUGCAAGCCUCCCUUCGCUUGCAAUUACCAGUGGAGGAACGCCACCAACUGGUUCCACCCCCUCACCCCGGAUGCCAAUCCCGAUUGCCGGCGCUGGAACAACGACGAUCUCUGCUUCAACUGCGAUUCGUGCAAGGCGGGGCUGCUCCAGCAAGUGAAGAGCCGCUGGAGGACCGUGGCGAUCAUCGACGUGGUGGUGCUGGCGAUCCUGAUCCUCGCGUACGCCCUCGCGCUGAGCGCGUUCCGGGGCGCCAAAGCAAGGUAGUGACGAUCGUCUCCCUCGUUUUGCAUUGUUUGUGCGGUGUGGAUAUUUGUUUUCCAAGUGUGCAAGGAAGAAUAUUCUAAGGGAUAAGUUCGAA